AAAACUUCCACCAUAACAUGUCCCAGCUAGCUCCCAUUAUUUGUGAUAAUGGUACUGGAUACUCUAAGAUAGGUUUCGCAGGAAAUUCAGAUCCAUCCUUCGUUUUUCCUACCGCUAUAGCUACUAGAGGGUCGCCUACUCAGUCCUCUCGCGCACCCGCAGUGCCGUCAAAGCCAGGCCAUCUCGCAUCUAAACGUGGAGUGGAGGAUCUUGACUUCUUUAUCGGUGAUGAAGCAUUGGCUAAUGCGAGGACUCCCGGAUACGGUGUUCACUAUCCCAUCCGACAUGGUAUGAUUGAUAAUUGGGAUCAUAUGGAACGAUACUGGGAACAAGUAAUCUUCAAGUAUCUGAGGGCAGAGCCCGAAGAUCAUUAUUUUCUCUUGACCGAACCUCCUCUCAAUCCUCCUGAAAACAGAGAGCAGACCGCAGAAAUCUUCUUUGAGUCAUUCAACAUCAAGGGCCUUUAUAUCGCAGUACAGGCAGUCCUGGCACUUGCUGCAUCCUGGACAUCACCACGCGUAAUGGAUCGUACGCUGACUGGAACCGUUAUCGACUCUGGCGACGGUGUCACCCAUGUCAUUCCUUGCGCGGAGGGUUACGUUAUUGGGAGUGCUAUCAAGCAUAUUCCCAUCGCUGGACGGGAUAUAACCCAAUUUGUCCUCAAUUUAUUGCGAGAACGUGGAGAAACAACGGCUACUCCACCAGAAGAUCAACUCAAGAUCGCUAGCAAAGUGAAGGAGAACUACAGUUACGUGUGCCAGGACAUUGUGAAAGAGUUUAGGAAGUAUGAUGCGGAACCCUACAAAUACUUUGAGCGUUUCGAAGGGGAACACAGUGUCACAGGACGGCAAUACUCGAUCGACGUCGGCUAUGAGCGAUUCCUUGCACCCGAAAUAUUCUUUAAUCCUGAGAUUUAUUCUUCGGACUUCCUAACACCAUUGCCUGACAUCGUUGACGACGUGAUACAACAAUCACCUAUCGAUGUUCGUCGCGGUUUGUAUAAGAACAUCGUUCUGUCCGGUGGAUCUACCAUGUUCCAGCAUUUUGGAAACCGUCUCAAGCGUGAUCUCAAGCAGCUGGUUGAUCGUCGAUUGGACGCCAGUGUCUUGGCUAGCGGAAGUACAUCAAAGUCAUCUGGUGUCGAAGUUGAUGUUAUAUCCCACAAACGCCAGAGGUAUGCUGUCUGGUUUGGAGGCUCCCUAUUGGCAGACCUCCCUGAAUUCUACACCUCGUGCCACACCAAAGCUCAAUAUGACGAGAUCGGCCCUAGCAUUUGCAGGCGUUACCAAAUUUUUGGAAGUGCUACGCAAUAG
Marasmius oreades (fairy-ring Marasmius) is the source of this 1313-nucleotide messenger RNA. RefSeq names its product Arp2/3 complex subunit, actin nucleation center (gene ARP3). Gene Ontology annotation, cellular component: actin cortical patch; Arp2/3 protein complex. The transcript is spliced from 9 exons. Gene Ontology annotation, biological process: Arp2/3 complex-mediated actin nucleation. Gene Ontology annotation, molecular function: actin filament binding. NCBI's taxonomy places the organism in Eukaryota, Fungi, Basidiomycota, Agaricomycetes, Agaricales, Marasmiaceae. The record is from RefSeq and is a predicted model, not a curated record. Bases 18 to 1313 code for a protein of 431 amino acids.